Molecule: messenger RNA, 2139 nt
Organism: Prosopis cineraria
Lineage: Eukaryota; Viridiplantae; Streptophyta; Magnoliopsida; Fabales; Fabaceae
Exons: 5
Coding region: 391-1806 (471 amino acids)
Biological process (GO): clathrin coat disassembly; clathrin-dependent endocytosis
Cellular component (GO): vesicle; intracellular membrane-bounded organelle; cytoplasm
Molecular function (GO): clathrin binding
Source: RefSeq, a predicted model, not a curated record
AAUAAUCCUAAAAUCUCACCACAUGUUUCAAUCUACUUACAUUCAAUUUGAUGUAUUUUCUCAAUUGUAUAGAAUUGGAUGAAUAAACUAUAAUGUUUGUGAUGUAUGAUAAUGUUACUUUGAUAUCUUAAUCUUUGAAAAUUUUCAAAACAAAAUGAAGUUGUUAGUUAAAGUUUAUGUGCUUAGAUGGUGGAUGAGGAGAGGAGUAAAAGUCAAUCAAUUGCUUUUUCACGAAUCUCUUGGUCUAAAUAUUUUUUAUUAUUUAUUUUGCCCUUGAUUUAUGAUUUUCAACUGUGUCUAUAUAUGAAGUAAGCCCAAGCUUGUACUCUGUGUUGCUCACUUAAUUUUCCGGUCAGUCACCGGAGCUUGGACGGAGGAGUCUUGACGCAAAUGGACGAAUCAUGGCGGAUGCGCAUGGGAUUAAUGCAGGGUCUCCCUCGACGGCGGUCCAUGGAGGAUAGGUCGUCUUCCCGUUCUAGGCGAUCCAUCUUCGCCGGAGGUCGUAGCGGAUGCGAAUCGGAAAACUUAGACCCGGAAGACUUCGCCGACGUCUUCGGAGGUCCGCCGAGAAGCCUCCUGGCACACAAAUUCUCGAGGUCCAGUUCAUUCUACGAGGAGAUUUUCCGGCCACCGGAGUUUGUGUCUCCGGCAACGAAAGGUGGAAGAAACCUGCCGGUCUUCAGGAUCCCGACGAAGAACGAGGGAUUCUACAGCGACAUCUUCGGGUCGGACGAUGACCGGAAAUCGCGAGAAAGAUCAGGAUCGCACUCGAAGGCAAAGUCGAACUCGUCCUCGGUACUGAGUUCGGAGGAGCUAAGCCCAGCCCGCCCGGCGAUCGGCGAUGACGUGGCAUUGUCUGUCUUCGCUUCGAAGCUCAGGCCUAUUAAUGUCCCAUGUAGAUGGAACUCAUUCACCACGAUGCCUGAGGAACACUUGAAUAAAGAAGGGAGGCCAAUUUUUCCCAGUAAUGGUCAACUAUUCGAAAUUCAGUAUCAGGAUAAUGAGUAUAAGGAGAACUUCAGAAGUUCUCAUUUAGGAUUCUUAAGAGGAGUGUCAUCCCCAGAAACCAUUAGUCUUGAAACCAAUUCAUAUCAGAGUAUCAAAGUAUCCGUUGAUGACUGGGAGCCCAAUUCACCAUUUUCAGCUGUCUCUUCACUUUGUCAAGAACCUGAGGUGGCGAAAUCCGCAUUUCAGCAUUACGUGCAUCCAGAACAAAUUAUAGAACAGGAUGAUGAUGAUGAUGAUGAUAUUGACGACGAUGAAGUUUUGAGCUCUUAUGUCAUAGAGGUCAACCCCAACCCAAAGGAGGAAGAUAGUGGAUCUGCUGCCAUUGAUGAAGCAAUUGCAUGGGCCAAAGAGAAGUUUCAAACACGAAGUUCUGAUGAAGAUUCAAGCAUGAGAAAUAAUGGCGAUGUGCAGGGUGCUGGAAGAAAAGAUGAUCAACCUGAUGCAAGUGAUUACCAUGAUGAAGGAACCGGAGCAGUUCAAUCUCCAAAGAUGGAAACAGAGAAGUUAGAUAGAGAUAUAAGAUUGUGGUCAUCAGGCAAGGAAACUGACAUCCGGCUACUGCUUUCAACAUUACAUUACAUUCUGUGGCCCGAGAGUGGCUGGUACGCUAUUCCUCUCAUGAACCUGAUAGAAAGCUCACAGGUGAAGAAGUCUUAUCAAAAAGCAAGAUUAUGUCUCCACCCGGACAAACUUCAGCAGCGAGGAGCAACCCAGACCCAAAAAUACAUAGCAGAGAAGGCUUUCUCCAUUCUUCAGGAUGCAUGGGCUGCAUUCGUUUCUGAAGACGUUUCUUUUUGACCAGCGGAUGACCCUGAUUCCUGAGGAUAUCAAGACGGGAACAAACACCCAAGGUAUAUAUACGACAUAGAAGCUUUAAAUGACGGAAGUGUUUGUUAACUCGCAGAAAAUAAUACACAAAAAAUGAAGAUAGAAGCUACUUUGUACAAAUAGUUGACAGCUUGGUCUACUGUUUUGUUUGGCUAUGUUUGUAUCAUAAGUUGUUUGAGGCUCUUGUAAGUAAUAUUUUGAAAGUAGUUAAGAAGGUAUUUGAUUGCCUUUUCACUUUUAAUGCUUGACCUGUAUGCUGUGACAUGGAAACAAGAAAUUAGUUUAUUUAUUUGUAUCCUUAAA